Molecule: messenger RNA, 2015 nt
Organism: Podarcis raffonei (Aeolian wall lizard)
Lineage: Eukaryota; Metazoa; Chordata; Lepidosauria; Squamata; Lacertidae
Gene: CYGB
Product: cytoglobin
Exons: 4
Coding region: 487-1077 (196 amino acids)
Biological process (GO): oxygen transport
Molecular function (GO): oxygen binding; heme binding; iron ion binding
Source: RefSeq, a predicted model, not a curated record
AAAGUGAGCUCACGUUCACACAUUGGUAAAAAGGCUGGUCUUGCAAUGCCUUUGAAUAUUUUACUUUUUGUCAGUUCCCCUUCAGAGUCAUACACGCACACACACACACGCACACACAAACACACGCUGAGCUGAAGUGAACCACAGCAAGGGGCUGCACUGGAAGAUCUGAAAUCUGAUCACACACACUCUCUCUCUCCCCCUGAUUAUCUCUUAUUACAUACCUCUCUUUCUAUAUAGACAGACACACAUACACAGAGAGAGAGAGUGAGAGGAAGCCAGGAACAGUAUCAGCCACACCACCCACAAACAGAACACCUUAUCUCUUUUUGCUGGAUACACACACACACACACACACACACACACCCGCACGCACACACACACACGCACACACAAAAAAGACACACACACGGAGAGAAAGAGAGACUCUCACAAACCCCUCUCUUUCCUCCUGGCUUCCCUGGAAGAUUUUGCUGGCUGUUUUUCAUGGAGAAAGUCCAAGGAGAAAUGGAGAUUGAGAGAUGGGAAAGAAGCGAAGAGAUGUCAGACGCAGAGAAAAAGGUGAUUCAGGAGACAUGGAGCAGAGUCUACGCCAACUGCGAGGACGUUGGGGUCUCCGUACUGAUCAGGUUUUUUGUCAACUUCCCGUCUGCCAAGCAGUACUUCAGCCAAUUCAAGCACAUGGAGGACCCGCUAGAGAUGGAGAGGAGUCCACAGCUGCGUAAACAUGGCAUGCGGGUCAUGGGGGCAAUUAAUAGUGUGGUGGAGAACAUCUACGACUCAGAAAAGGUCUCCUCCGUUCUAGCCUUGGUGGGCAAGGCGCAUGCUGUCAAGCACAAAGUCGAACCAUUCUACUUUAAGAUUCUCAUUGGUGUCAUACUGGAAGUGCUUGCCGAAGACUACGCCAAUGAAUUCACCUCCCCAGAGGUCCAGAGAGCCUGGGCCAAGAUGAAGAGCCUCAUCUGCACUCACGUGACUGCCGCGUACAAGGAGGUGGGCUGGGUGCAGUAUCCAAACUCCACCAUGAGCCCCCAGGUGACGGCGGUGACGGCGGCGGCAGGAGCAUCAGCAAAGUGACAGAGCCCCUCUCGCAGACCUGAAAUGCUCUGUCUCCAUGAGGAAAAAACUGGCACCGGAACAUGAUAGCACCCAAGAGAACUACAUCUGUCUCCUUUAAUUACAUCCCGUGUACAUAUUAGUGAGUGGAAGUGCUUUAUGAUUUCUAUAGCAAAGGCCAGCAAAGCUAUAGAAGGCCGGUUGUGCACAAGCACUCUCCCCGAAGUAUAGACAGGCAAAUUUAAAUCAUGUACACUGUGACGGGGGUGGGGAGGGAAUAUCUUUAAUUUCCCCAGGGGGAAAAAUAAAUAUAAAAUAGAUCAAGACUGUUAAAAGCUCAUACAUGUUUAUAGCUCUGGAGAUUUACAAUUGUUGUCUGCCUUGCAGAGGACAUUCCAUCAAAUGGCACUGAAUCUGUCUGUUUCCAUCUUUUGUACUUAAGGUGAGAAUUUAAAGCUCUAGCAUUUGCAAGCACUUUUGUGCUCACGCACCACUCAUGAGUAACCGUGUCCUUGUUUUAUUCAGAACACUAGAUGACGUGUGCAUAAGUGCUUGCAGGACCUAGGUCCAGAAUUGUAUCCGCAUGAUCCAUUCAGAGCCACGUCCUUAGGAGAUGCAUUUGAUCACAGCAUUACAUAGCCUAGAUUCUGCAAAAUCUUAACUAUGGGUCAAAUUCUAGUCUUGUCUAUCAUUCCUGCUUAUCUCUGCUGUUAACUCCUCUAGGCUGGAGUUUCUCUGGAAUUAUAUCAACAGUGUUUCCAACGCUCACUGUUUUGUCGUGAGUCUUGUAUUAUCUAGUGUUUCCUCCCCCUCACAGAUCCAACUCCAGGAGUCAUGAGAUUACAGGAGAGUCUUUCCGACGAGAUUUAGCCAAAGCUUGAAUACGUAAAGCGAGUGUAACCAAAAACCAAAUGAGAUAUAUUAAAAGAAUAUGUUGAUACAUGCAUUUCUAGACAUCU